This is a messenger RNA of Neogale vison (American mink), 1267 nucleotides long. It is a transcript of the gene TRIM40, whose product is annotated as tripartite motif containing 40. The transcript is spliced from 7 exons. NCBI's taxonomy places the organism in Eukaryota, Metazoa, Chordata, Mammalia, Carnivora, Mustelidae. Bases 380 to 1243 code for a protein of 287 amino acids. The record is from RefSeq and is a predicted model, not a curated record.
GUGUUGGGACAGCACCAAUUGCCUCUCACAGAGAGACGGGGCCCCGCACCGCUGAAGGACCCCUCCUUCACCUGUGCCAGACUGGGGGGCAGGGAAUCCAGAGAGCCUGAAGAUGUUUCUUACUGACACAGAGUGGACAAGAAUGUUAUGUAGUCUCCGGUGUGUGACGUGCGCCGUCUGGAGGACAGUCACUGUGCAGCGCCAUCGAGGUGUCACUGGCUGAGCUCCCUCCGUGCACGUCUUUCUGAAUGGGGUCGACUCUGUCUUUCCCUGAACGAUGUCCAUGCCGACGUGUUCUUGAGCUCGUGUGAAGGCACUCUGAGCUCUGCAAAUACAGAAGGCUCUGGAGAGGACACCAGAAGUGGCUGCGAAUCAUCUGAUGGCGCCCCACGCGGGACAGAUAAAGAGAGGUUUUCAGAGGCUGGAGGGUGUGCGUCAGGGCCCAGCGGAGACCUCCACCAGCAGGGCCUUCUUGUCCCGGUGGUCUGUGCACAGGCCCCUCCAGAACCACGCAGGAGAAGGGGGGCCUGUGGACAGGAAGACCGCCUGGGCCAUGGUGCCUCUGUGGAAGGACCUCGAGGGAGAGCGCGGCUGCCCCACCUGCCAGCAGCCCCUGCGGGGUGCCCUGAGCGCGGAGGGCGCACCCCUCUUCUGUCCCGACCCCCUGCUUCUGCCCACUGCCGAGGGCUCGGCCUCCGGAGUCCUCCGCCGCCCCCUGCACCCGCAGCCUUGUUCCGAGGGGCUUCUGGGCACCGGCCAGCUCCGCCCCGGCCAGCGAGAGAAGGUGCGUGGUGUCCGCGAGGAGCGCAGGCCUCUCCUGCGCGGGGCGACCCCGCGGCCCCCUGAACACCGGGGGCGCUGGGAGCCGGCCGCAGAUGGCGCAGUCGGCCUCUGCGAGGUUCAGGCGGAGGCUGAGCGGGAGAGCCUGCAGCAGGAAGCCCCCCUCGGGCAGCGGCCAGAGCAGCCCAAGAACAGGCCGCUCCUGCUGGACGACAUGCUGAUCCUGGUGGCCCUGUGCCUGCAGGACUUGAAGCUCAGAGAGUUCAUGAAGGUCGGCGACUUCCUGGACAGGAACGCUCCGCAGAACAGAGAGCACCUGCAGCGGAAGAGGACGCCCAGCCCCCUGCUGCCGUCCUGCCUGGCUGCCACCGGCUGCUUCCUGGACCGCCCAGGCUCACCCCAGCCCCCACCCCCGCCUCCCAACUCCCCCUCCUUCUGCUGGGCCAGUCCCCCAGGAGGCUAGCCCAGGAGGUUCUGGGCCCCCGCA